AUGAGUUGCCCCAAGGGGGAGAAAAAAAAUCGCGAGGGAAAGCACUACACAGUCCUCCUUAACAACAUAAAGAGUGCCAAGUUGGCGUACUCGAAGAGUGAUCUAUUUUCGCAGCUGAAAAAAGAAUAUAUAAGUAAAAUAUCUUUUGAAAAUGACACAGAAAAGAUCGAAUUUGAGCAUGCAUUAAUUGAGAAAGAAAUAUUCGAGGGAUACACAAAACUGCACAGGAUUUUGUACAACCUGAAGAGAUUCCAAGUGGACUCGUGUAUAGAGUGGUACAAUAACUGUAGCGAAACGACGAGGAAGAAAUAUGUAAAGCUAAUUUAUUUACUACACUGUAUUAAUUAUUUAAUGUAUUCGAAGGAGGAUAAGGAGAAGGCACUUAGCUGCUUAAGGGACCUCAUGAUAAACUACAGUGAAAAUAAAUCGCACAUAUCGAGACUGAGCACGUUCAUUUGCAUCGGUGUUGAUAACUUUUUCUUUAAACAUAUGUUUUCCAGUGUCCAUUCGAAGGUUUUCAAUUUUUUUAAGAGGGCUUUUAAUGAGGAGGGGAUCCUCAUCCGCGUGCCCAGGAAGGAGAAGCGGGAAACACGAAACCGUCAAAAUUCGAGUAGACAACGUGUCAAUCGCUGCACUAAUGGUUGUUUACAAAAAUUGAGAAGCAAACGGUGA
Plasmodium inui San Antonio 1 is the source of this 672-nucleotide messenger RNA. RefSeq lists its product as hypothetical. The transcript has 2 exons. Lineage: Eukaryota; Apicomplexa; Aconoidasida; Haemosporida; Plasmodiidae. The record is from RefSeq and is a predicted model, not a curated record. The coding region runs from base 1 to 672 and encodes 223 amino acids.